This is a messenger RNA of Anopheles coustani, 525 nucleotides long. RefSeq lists its product as uncharacterized. The record is from RefSeq and is a predicted model, not a curated record. The coding region runs from base 1 to 525 and encodes 174 amino acids. NCBI's taxonomy places the organism in Eukaryota, Metazoa, Arthropoda, Insecta, Diptera, Culicidae. The transcript has 3 exons.
AUGUAUCAACCAGACAUACACCUCACGUUGUUAAUUUCGAUCACGAUAGUCAUUAACAUGAUACGAGGCAACACUUUCAAUGUGUUUACGAUUCCCCUAGAAAAAGUCAACUCUACAACAUACUGUGAGCUGCUCGACGAGAAGCUGCGAGAGAAUCAGAGUUCAGUUCUUCUGCUAGAAAUAGGACGUGUUAGUCAAAUCUACGAAGUUGUAGCAAGCGAACGAGGGAAAAUAUGCGAUCAAACGUUUGGGUACGAUCAAGAAAUACCAAUGUCGAAUGUCACGGACACUCUCAUUCAAAUGAUCCACGAUCGCAAAGUGUCCGUGCAGAGCCAUCGAAUUGUGGACCAUAUAACCCUGCACACUACCGCAUACGAGAUCCAACUCACGGUGGAGCGAGCUGGGGAGCUAGAGCCAAGCGAUGUUAAGUCGAGAGCUGGCGGAGUAGCGAACAAUGAGAACCUCCUUCUGUCCCUCAUCGGCGGUGGACGCAUUAAAAGCUUCGUGCGACAGAAAAACCCAUAG